CGACAUUCCAUCGUCUUUUUCACAGCUGGUAGUGCGCAUGCGCAAAAGGUGGAGUCCUUGGCUGGUCGGCCUGCUGUAGGUGACUGAUCCUGUGGAGGGGACAUAGACAAAAUGCAGAGUUGGACGCAGUUAUAUCGCUCCCUAGCCACGCGGGGCCACCAGCUGCCCUGCAAACUCCAUGGAGCUGCAGCAGUGUCGGUCAGAACUUAUGCUGACAAGGCAGCAAUUGAUGCUGACGUCACAGUGGUGGGCUCUGGUCCAGGAGGGUACGUUGCUGCUAUCAAGGCUGCACAGCUUGGCUUUAAGACAGUUUGUGUGGAGAAAAAUGCAACGCUGGGUGGAACCUGUCUGAAUGUUGGUUGCAUACCUUCAAAGGCACUUCUUAACAACUCUUACUUGUACCACUUGGCUCAUGGAAAAGAUUUUGAAAGCAGAGGCAUAGAAAUUUCUGGCAUCUCAUUGAACCUUGAAAAAAUGAUGGCACAGAAGUCUAAUGCAGUCAAAGCACUAACUGGAGGAAUUGCACAUCUUUUUAAACAGAACAAAGUGACCCAUGUAAAUGGGUUUGGGAAAGUGACAGGGAAGAACCAGGUGACUGCAACAACAGCAGACGGAGAGCAGGUCAUCAACACCAAGAACAUCCUCAUCGCCACAGGCUCUGAGGUCACGCCUUUCCCUGGGAUUCAGAUUGAUGAAGAGUCCGUAGUCUCAUCCACAGGAGCUUUGUGUCUGAAGAAGGUUCCAGAGGAGCUCAUCGUCAUCGGAGCUGGAGUCAUUGGAGUGGAACUGGGAUCAGUGUGGCAGCGAUUAGGCUCCAAAGUCACGGCUGUAGAGUUUCUUGGUCAUGUGGGCGGUAUGGGCAUCGACAUGGAAAUCUCCAAAAACUUCCAGCGAAUUUUGCAGAAGCAGGGCCUCAAGUUCAAACUCGGCACUAAAGUCAUGGGAGCCACCAAGAGACCCGAUGGGAAGAUCGAUGUGGCAGUGGAGGCAGCAGCAGGAGGGAAGAAUGAGACCUUAACUUGUGACGUUUUGCUGGUGUGUAUCGGACGGAGGCCUUUCACUCAGAACUUGGGUUUGGAGGAUGUAGGAAUUGAGCUGGACAACAGAGGUCGCAUCCCCGUCAACAACCGCUUCCAGACCAAAGUACCCAGUAUUUAUGCCAUUGGAGACGUGGUAGCUGGGCCCAUGUUGGCGCACAAAGCUGAGGACGAGGGCAUCAUCUGUGUGGAGGGCAUGGCUGGAGGUGCAGUGCACAUCGACUACAACUGCGUCCCCUCUGUGAUCUACACUCACCCCGAGGUGGCCUGGGUUGGGAAGACUGAGGAGCAGCUCAAGGAGGAGGGCGUCCCAUACAAAGUUGGCAAGUUCCCCUUCGCCGCCAACAGCCGAGCCAAAACCAACGCAGACACAGACGGCCUGGUGAAGAUUCUCAGCCACAAGGAGACAGACAGGAUGCUGGGAGCUCACAUCCUAGGAUCUGGGGCAGGAGAGAUGAUCAAUGAAGCUGCUUUGGCCAUGGAGUAUGGCGCUUCAUGUGAGGAUGUUGCUAGAGUUUGCCAUGCACAUCCUACUGUAUCCGAGGCCUUCAGGGAAGCAAACCUGGCGGCCUCUUUCGGCAAAGCCAUCAACUUCUAAACCUACAGCCGCUGUCGCACCUCCAGUGUACAUAAUACCAAUAUCUGAACUGUCUCCAAAUGCUCUGUUCCUCUGCGCCUUUUAGUUCUACUGUUAUUUAACUGUUCUCAAAAGAAAUAAUAAAGGGGGCUUGGGCUUCACUUCAAAA
Messenger RNA from Periophthalmus magnuspinnatus, 1783 nucleotides. It is a transcript of the gene dldh, whose product is annotated as dihydrolipoamide dehydrogenase. Gene Ontology annotation, cellular component: mitochondrion; oxoglutarate dehydrogenase complex. The record is from RefSeq and is a predicted model, not a curated record. Bases 112 to 1635 code for a protein of 507 amino acids. Gene Ontology annotation, molecular function: flavin adenine dinucleotide binding; dihydrolipoyl dehydrogenase (NADH) activity. Lineage: Eukaryota; Metazoa; Chordata; Actinopteri; Gobiiformes; Gobiidae. The transcript is spliced from 14 exons.